UUUAUUUCAUUUGGAUUUCAAUUUCAUUUCAUUCAUACUCUUUCCCACCGCUUUAAAUACACAAAACCGCAAUUUUUUCUUCCUUCAUUUUCAAGAACGCUUAAACCCUCCUCCUCCUUCUCUCUUACUUCUCCAUAAUCACUGGUUUUAAAAGAUGGCAGAUGCAGAAGAUAUUCAACCCCUUGUCUGUGAUAAUGGAACAGGAAUGGUUAAGGCUGGAUUUGCUGGUGAUGAUGCACCAAGGGCUGUUUUUCCUAGUAUUGUCGGUCGACCUCGACAUACCGGUGUUAUGGUAGGGAUGGGUCAAAAGGAUGCAUAUGUUGGUGAUGAAGCUCAGUCAAAAAGGGGUAUUCUCACCUUAAAGUAUCCAAUUGAGCAUGGAAUAGUAAGCAACUGGGAUGAUAUGGAGAAGAUUUGGCAUCAUACCUUUUACAAUGAGUUGCGUGUUUCUCCUGAAGAGCACCCUGUGCUACUUACUGAAGCACCCUUGAACCCCAAGGCCAAUAGAGAGAAAAUGACACAGAUCAUGUUUGAGACUUUCAAUGUCCCUGCCAUGUACGUUGCUAUUCAGGCGGUCUUGUCUCUUUACGCCAGUGGCCGAACAACAGGUAUUGUACUGGAUUCUGGUGAUGGUGUCAGUCAUACAGUGCCAAUUUAUGAAGGUUAUGCCCUUCCUCACGCAAUUCUUCGAUUGGAUCUAGCUGGGCGUGAUCUUACUGAUUAUCUGAUGAAAAUCCUGACUGAAAGAGGUUAUUCAUUCACCACUAGUGCUGAACGGGAAAUUGUCCGCGAUAUGAAAGAGAAACUAGCAUAUGUUGCGCUUGACUAUGAGCAAGAAUUGGAGACUGCAACGAGUAGCUCUGCUGUUGAAAAAAGCUAUGAGUUACCAGAUGGUCAGGUGAUUACCAUUGGAGCAGAGAGGUUCAGAUGCCCGGAAGUCUUAUUCCAGCCAUCACUUGUGGGAAUGGAAGCUGCUGGAAUCCAUGAAACAACUUACAAUUCCAUCAUGAAGUGUGAUGUAGACAUCAGAAAGGAUCUUUAUGGCAACAUUGUCCUCAGUGGUGGAACGACAAUGUUUCCUGGUAUUGCUGAUCGUAUGAGCAAGGAAAUUACCGCUCUUGCUCCCAGCAGCAUGAAAAUCAAGGUGGUGGCGCCUCCUGAACGGAAGUACAGUGUCUGGAUUGGAGGGUCUAUCUUAGCUUCUCUCAGCACCUUCCAACAGAUGUGGAUAACAAAGGGUGAAUAUGAUGAAUCUGGUCCUUCUAUUGUUCACCGGAAAUGCUUCUAAGUUGAUCGAUUAGGAGGAGUUCAAUAUUCUCAUUAUCUGCUUCAACAGUUCGGUCGGAGUUCUGAGCAGCACGACGUUGUUAAAGUUGGAAUGUUUUGAGUUCAUAAAGAUGAAGGUUUAUAAUAGGGUGUAAGCUUUUAGAUCGUACCCUAUCUUUUCUUAAUGUCGUUUUGAGUGUUAGUGUUACUACUGUUUUAGGUGUUUAGAGGCGAGUUCUUUUCCUCCUUGCUUUUAAUAAUCUCCAUGUUUUUCUGGAUUUUUGGAUUGUUUUUUCUGUGUAUAUUUCUUAUGCUGAGUAACGUCAGUUUCAUGGCUUAAAAAUCUUUGGUAUAUGCCUGGUCUCUGUAUCGUCUCAAGCUUUAUACUAUGAGAGGCAUAAUAGUGGCGGAAUCAAAUUUUUUACUAAGUGGAUUCAAAAUAUAAAGAAAUAAACGUACAAGAAUUCAAGAGGAUUCAA
Messenger RNA from Solanum dulcamara, 1745 nucleotides. RefSeq names its product actin-101. The transcript has 5 exons. The coding region runs from base 155 to 1288 and encodes 377 amino acids. The record is from RefSeq and is a predicted model, not a curated record. Lineage: Eukaryota; Viridiplantae; Streptophyta; Magnoliopsida; Solanales; Solanaceae.